AUGGCCAUUGUUUGGGUCAACCCACGGUACUCCAUCAGGCCACUCCUGCGGUUUAUACCUCCAACUCAAGUCAAAAUUAAUGCAAAGGGCAGCAAAAAUAACUUUACCAGGAAUUUUAAUAUUGCAAGUACAAUUUCACUGUACACGCUACACAGUGGCGGAUCCAGGGGAGCAAUGGCCCACAUCGCCCCCCGCCUCGAUCUGCCACUGUUACCUAUCAAAUUUCAUUUCUUUAAAGUAAAAUUUGUUUAUUUAAAGCAAAUUUUAUUUGACGCCCAAACGUUGAAAGCCAUGUUGACUAUAUUAAAGCCUGAGAUUCGCGGUCAGUCCGAACGAGUGACUGCAGAUUGGUUGUCAGAUUCAGAUUCCAUCUGCUCCACAAAUAAUGGUCUAUUAGCGGAACUAAAAAAAAUGUAG
Messenger RNA from Helobdella robusta, 417 nucleotides. RefSeq lists its product as hypothetical. The record is from RefSeq and is a predicted model, not a curated record. The transcript has 5 exons. NCBI's taxonomy places the organism in Eukaryota, Metazoa, Annelida, Clitellata, Rhynchobdellida, Glossiphoniidae. Bases 1 to 417 code for a protein of 138 amino acids.